This is a messenger RNA of Saccoglossus kowalevskii, 402 nucleotides long. Its product is annotated as telomerase protein component 1-like. Gene Ontology annotation, cellular component: telomerase holoenzyme complex. Lineage: Eukaryota; Metazoa; Hemichordata; Enteropneusta; Harrimaniidae. Gene Ontology annotation, biological process: telomere maintenance via recombination. The record is from RefSeq and is a predicted model, not a curated record. Gene Ontology annotation, molecular function: telomerase activity; protein binding; telomerase RNA binding.
AUAUUGAAUACAGCUGAUGGUUCAUUACUACGUACUUUGGUCGGAUUUACCAAACCAAUCAUGAGUGUUGCUUACAGUGUUAUGAAUGGAUUAAUAGCAGCUACAUCUGAAGACACUUUGAUUCAUAUCUGGAAUAUGAAUAGUAAUAUUGAUGACAAGUUAACAGAAGACACUCCAGCACUCACCUUAAUAGGUGACAACAGUGGGUCUGUAAGUUGUUGUUCAUUCAACACCGAGGGCAGUAGACUAGUCACUGGUACCAGAGAUGCUAUGUUAAUUGUGUGGGAUGUGAGUUAUUCUAAUAUCCAGGGUAAAACUGAACUAAAACCUUUAAAGACAUUACAUGCAUGCCAUCAAGACUGGAUUAAUGACUGUGCCUGGUCAGAUCUGGGUGAUAUUGUG